CUCUCUCUCUCUCUCUCUCCCUCUCUCUCUCUCUGUGCAUAAACGAUCAAGUACCGCGAGCGAGUCAGACGUGCGCGGACAUAGGCUACACAGAAGCGUACGCACGUGACACUUAACUCCAUUUGGGAGCAGAAUGUCUGUGAAUGCGCCCAGCAGCAGUGAUGCAUGUUUAAGCAUCGUUCACAGCCUGAUGUGCCACCGCCAGGGAGGAGAAAAUGAGAGCUUCGCCAAACGUGCCAUCGAAAGCCUGGUAAAGAAACUCAAAGAGAAAAGAGACGAGCUUGACUCCCUCAUCACUGCUAUCACCACAAAUGGAGUUCAUCCAAGCAAGUGUGUCACCAUACAAAGAACGCUGGACGGACGUUUACAGGUGGCUGGGCGGAAAGGUUUCCCUCAUGUCAUAUACGCUCGUUUGUGGCGAUGGCCGGACCUUCACAAGAAUGAACUCAAGCAUGUCAAGUUCUGUCAGUAUGCAUUCGAUCUGAAGUACGAUAACGUGUGUGUGAACCCCUACCACUAUGAGCGCGUGGUGUCCCCUGGGAUUGUUGGAUUCAGUUUGCCAAACACAGGCAGGCUGAUAAAAGAAGAGCACAUACAUGACUGCAUCCAGAUGGAGGGUCCGUCAAGUAUGACCUUACAGCAAGACCAUCAUCCUCCAGAUCACUACAGUCCACAGCCGCUUAGAAUGAUGUCCCCAGAGCUGCCUCAGCGGACCACUUCCUCGGUCACUCUCUACCCCAGCCUGCCCCUCUCUCCACCCUCAAGUGCAUCCAGGUUGUCAAUGCAGGCGGAACAUCCUGAGGGACUGUUACAGAUCGCAUCCCCAGCGGGACGGGCCUUGACCUCCAGCUCUCCACCUUCUACCCCAACACACACACAUGCACCCACACACAGCCAGCCUUCUUCCCAGCAGCCUUCCGUCAGCCAGAGUGAAUACAGCACCUCAAAGCACACGCAGACACAGGAAACUUACCACACAACAACCUGGACAGGGACCAGCACAGCCUCCUAUACUCCUGCUGGACCACAGCAGAAUGGGCGGAGUCAUCAGCAAGCCCCUCCCCCUCACACUAGCCACUUCUGGUCUCAGCAUCACACACCAGCCUCAUACCCUCAACCAGUUUCUAACCAUCCAGGCCCAGAGUUCUGGUGCUCAAUCUCUUACUUCGAGAUGGAUGUGCAGGUCGGGGAGAUGUUUAAAGUUCUAGCCAACUGUCCUGUGGUGACAGUGGAUGGAUAUGUGGAUCCCUCAGGCGGGGACCGCUUUUGUUUGGGUCAGCUUAGCAAUGUUCAUCGAACUGAUGCCAGCGAGAGGGCACGGCUUCACAUUGGUAAAGGUGUUCAGCUGGAGUGCCGUGGAGAGGGGGAUGUGUGGAUGCGUUGCCUUAGUGACCAUGCCGUAUUCGUGCAAAGUUACUACCUGGACAGAGAGGCAGGGAGAGCACCAGGGGAUGCCGUUCACAAGAUCUACCCAGGAGCCCUCAUUAAGGUGUUUGAUCUUCGUCAGUGUCACAGGCAGAUGCAGCAGCAAGCGGCGACUGCGCAGGCAGCUGCGGCUGCACAGGCUGCAGCAGUGGCUGGGAACAUCCCGGGGCCUGGCAGUGUUGGAGGAAUCGCUCCAGCCAUCAGUCUGUCGGCGGCAGCUGGAAUAGGUGUUGAUGACCUGAGACGUUUGUGUAUCCUGCGGCUGAGUUUUGUAAAAGGCUGGGGACCUGACUACCCUCGACAGACCAUCAAACAGACACCAUGCUGGGUGGAAGUUCAUCUACACCGUGCCCUGCAGCUGUUGGACGAGGUCCUGCACACCAUGCCCCUCGCUGACCCCGGACCUGCCAACUGACCCACAGACUGCAAAAUAGACAAGCCCUGUCACAAAAACAGGGAGGACGACAGACACAGAGAAAGAGAUACACACACCUACACAGGCAAACAAUGACUCAUAGUACCACAUACACACAUAAGCCUUCACACACACUGUCUUUCCACAGCCUUGGCCAGCAAAGUGCCUCUGAACUGACCAGUGUUUAGUCCACUCUUUGGUGCUGUUGACCUGGUUGUCUUGGUGACACAGACCAAAGGCCCUGCUGAUGGGUUCACACUAAUGGAGGUCCAGAAGAGGUGAAAGUGAGUUGGUUAAGAGGGAGAGAAAGAUUCAUAUGAUAACACGAUUAAUAUGCUUAAUCCUCAGAGACCCAGGAAUGGAUAUUAAUGAUAUUUUUAACCCUUUAACAUGUCUGUAGAAAGCCAGUAGUUACAAAAUUUACAUAAAGGUAUAAUUUAAAACAAAAUGUUGCAAAAAAGGAACACUGGGUAUUUAGGGUUGUUAAAUUUCACUAUUUUUCAAAACACUAAAUGAAAGUUUGGAAUUGACAACACAAUUCAGCACACAAAUGUUUUUGAAAAACAAUAUAUAUCAAUCAGUCAACCAGUAAGGUUAAGAAGUAAUAAAUACUCAUAUAAAAGUGUUUGCAAAGUGCAGUUCUGUGUGUGUGUGUGUGUGUGUGUGUGUGUGUGUGUGUGUGUGUGUGUGUGUGUGUGUGUGUGUGUGUGUGUGUGUGUGUGUGUGUGUGUGUGUGUGUGUGUGUGUAAUUGGGUAUUAUGUAAUUGCUUUAUACAAACAUUGCAGUUCUGCUGGGUCUCUGAGGGUUAAAGCUCUGACUCAAUCUGAUGUAUCAUAGUUCUUAAAGUGUCAGCUGAUCUGAAUGCUGAGUGCAGGCAGGAUGUCCAGGAAUAAAUGCAUUUAUAAACGGCAGGACAGAAAAUGUGCUGUAUUCUACAAGGCAGUAUAUUUUAUCUGAAAAAUCUUGAAGUGAGACCAAAGUAUGAAAUGAGAUCUAAGGAUCUGCCGGUUUAAUGACAUUUGACUUAUGAAUGCCAUAAUAGUUUAUAAUUCAGUGAUACAGAGAUAAAAGUUUUGUUAACAGUGGGAUUUUUGUCUGCUAAGCUAUACAUGAGGGAGAUAUUUAACAGUGCUGAACUAUGUGCUAAAAGAGUCUGACACUUCAUACAUGCAGAAAAGCAUAAGCCAUGACACUGAUACAGAAUUACGGACACCUAGUGUUUUUUUCAAGUAUUGCAUUCACUCAUAUACAGCUUUGCAUCUGACGUUUAAGCUUUAUUACAAACUGUAUUUUAUUCAAGGAUUCUGUGAGAGGAUGUGCUAUAUUCUGAAUAUAAUCAUGACAAAAGGGAGUUACAGUAGGCAGGACGCUUCCAAGUGAUGUGUUUCCUAAAAUCUUUUUGCCAAAUUUCUUUUGUUAUUGUAGGAUGUGUGUUCCAGGACCCUUAUCCAACGCUGCUUCAGCCGUGACUGUAUACAGAAUACAGCAUGCAUUCUAGUGCCUUCCUGCUUCCAUAAAACAAUCACUACAAAAUAAAAAUACUAAUAUCCUAAAUUCAUUAUGCAUAACAUACUAACAACAAUCACAUAUAGCAACUUUCUUGGUACUUACAUCACCCUUAUGGCCUCAUGGGAUAGCAAAGGGUCCUUAGGUUGGGAAUUAACAAACUUUUUUGUCAGCCGAACCCCUUUGACUUUAAAUAAUUACUUGAAGUACCCUCUGAGAUUUUAAGUUAAUAUUUCAAUCAUUUAAGAACACGUGUGCAUGUUCACAGUUUUCUGUUAACAGUUGAUGGUCAUAUCACAUGCAAGUAAAGAAAUAAAAUAACCCUUUUAAGUUA
Cyprinus carpio (common carp) is the source of this 3681-nucleotide messenger RNA. RefSeq names its product SMAD family member 4. Gene Ontology annotation, biological process: anatomical structure morphogenesis; SMAD protein signal transduction; transforming growth factor beta receptor signaling pathway. Gene Ontology annotation, molecular function: I-SMAD binding; RNA polymerase II cis-regulatory region sequence-specific DNA binding; DNA-binding transcription factor activity, RNA polymerase II-specific. Lineage: Eukaryota; Metazoa; Chordata; Actinopteri; Cypriniformes; Cyprinidae. Gene Ontology annotation, cellular component: heteromeric SMAD protein complex. The record is from RefSeq and is a predicted model, not a curated record.